Molecule: messenger RNA, 1908 nt
Organism: Eimeria mitis
Lineage: Eukaryota; Apicomplexa; Conoidasida; Eucoccidiorida; Eimeriidae
Product: Importin subunit alpha, related
Exons: 3
Coding region: 1-1908 (635 amino acids)
Biological process (GO): NLS-bearing protein import into nucleus
Cellular component (GO): nucleus
Molecular function (GO): protein binding; nuclear import signal receptor activity
Source: RefSeq, a predicted model, not a curated record
AUGGGGUUCAGUCCCCCGGCUCCCUCACCAGGGAGUGAACCGCAAGUUCCCCCCGCUUCAUCUUCCAGCAUGUUCAUUCAGUCGCCCCCUGCGUUUGAACCAGAUGCGGCUGCGGGAAAUGUAUCGGGCGCUCUUGUGGGUCUUCAGGGUCUGCAGCAACAACAGCCACCUCAGGAAGCCCUAAGCAACGCAACGUCGCAGCAAGAUAUGCAGGAGGAGAUGCAGACGGGGCAUGAGAGAGGGAAGGAGGAGGCAACCCAAAUUGGGUCUCCAGCAUCAGCGACAAGCGCGUUCAACGAUGCAUGCGCAGCAACCGCUUCCCUGGAGAAUGCUUUGGACAGUCUUGUGAGUCAGCUGGGCAACUCCUCCUUGACAUUUGACAACGGCGUCCGCAUGAUGACAAACCUUAAGUCUCCAGAUAUUGCACUGCGGCUCGAGGCAACACAAGCAUACCGGAGGUCCCUCAGCAGCCGGCAGGAGGCAGCAGUUGUGAAUGCUGGGGGAACUUCCUCCUUAGGCACCCUGCCCAGUGGCACGGAUUUGCGGAGCGGUCCGUUAUUGGACGUUUCUAUCGAUGAGUUCGUGGAGAUGAAUCUUGUGCCGCAUGUCAUCGAGUCAUUGCGCAUGCCGAACCCCCACCUGCAGCUCGAAUCCAUUCUGCUGCUGCAGCGGCUGUGCCGCGGGACCUUCGCGCAGACUUUGCGCGUUGUUUCCUCAAGCCUGUUGGAUGCCAUUGUAGAUAUUCUCAAGAAACUGACUCUUGAUUCUCCCGGUGGUGUGGAGCUGCGUGUUGCAAUAUUUUCCUUUUUGACGAAAAUCGCGCUAGACUUCAAGCACGAGAAGGACUUGUCUCUCGUCCGGAGGCCGCUAGUGCUGCCAGCUGUUCUCCGCUGUGCAAAUUUAGACCGUGGCGUUGAGGCAGUCCGAUGUGUAGAAGCCCUUGUGCACCCCCGUUUCUGCAGCGCAGAUAUGAAGGUGACAGUGCUCAAGUUCCUCGUACGCGUCAUGGCGGAGUCGAAAAAUCCCGCCAGUCUUUCGCUGGCGUGCAACGCAUGCGUGACUCUUUGUGACAGUCCCGAAGGUGUUUCCGCAGUUCUGGAGGCUACGGCCAUGCCUCAUAUCAUGAAACUGCUGUGUCAUUCGGACGAGAACGUCGUGUUUGAUGCUCUUUCAAUUGCUGCCCGCAUUGCUUUCAUCGGCACGACGCAACAGAUCGACCUCGUUAUCGGCAUGGGAACUGUAAGCACCAUGGUGCAGGUGCUGACAGAUCCCGCCGUCUCCAGCCCCAUGGCUAGGGCCAGGGCAUGUAACACCAUUGGAAACUUGGGGUGCGAGACGCCCACGCAAGUCCAGGCAAUCAUCGAUACUCAGGCAUUCCCAUUGUUGCUGGAGAUCUUCCAAGUGGAUCCAGACUACAACACCCGCAUUGAGGCGGCGUACGCUGUUUGCGCCUGCUUGUCACGGGCAAGCCCGCGGCAAGUAGGGGUUAUUGUGUGCUGCACGACUCGAGCACCCUCCUUUUUGGACCGUGGGAGGGGCUCUUCGCGGGUGUACUUCGCCCAAGAGCCAGAUGAGCCAUGUGUUUUAUCGUUGACUGGAUCGAAUCCCUGCCUGCAUUUGAUCGCUGAUAUGCUGGAACUGGUGUCCGAAAGUGACCCCUCCAACAGCGGCAGUCUCAAGCUCUGCAAAGCCAUUCUAAGGGGACUGGAGAACAUUCUGGAGGUCGGCGUGCAAGAGGGGAAGUCUCUCGAUCUACCUGAGAACCCGUACGCUCGCCUCUUUCAAGCGGUUCAGGGAGACAUCAAGCUAGCUAGGAUGCGAUACUUCCCCGACUACAACGUCGCUACCAAGGCGCAUAGUAUAUUGCAAUACUUCACAACGCUUUCAUCGCGAGCCAUAAAAGCUUGA